Molecule: messenger RNA, 1197 nt
Organism: Olea europaea var. sylvestris
Lineage: Eukaryota; Viridiplantae; Streptophyta; Magnoliopsida; Lamiales; Oleaceae
Product: vesicle-associated protein 1-3-like
Exons: 8
Coding region: 283-1002 (239 amino acids)
Biological process (GO): endoplasmic reticulum membrane organization
Cellular component (GO): plasma membrane; endoplasmic reticulum membrane
Source: RefSeq, a predicted model, not a curated record
AAGCCAGCUCAGAUGAUAAUUGAUAAAGCAGUUGAACGAAAAUGAAGCUUUUUCUUAAAAAAAAAAUUCUUGGAAAGUAUCUGAAAAAUAUAGCUUCAUUCAUUUAUUUGCUAUGAUAAAAUACAGAUCCCAGGAAAAAACAACCCUAAAUUUCAAAUUUUCGGUUCCCCAUUUGUCCUCCGUAAUUCUCCGAAUUUUUGUAAUCUAUCAUUUAGUGUGUGUACGCGCGUGUUAUUUUUAAUUUAUUGAUAAAAAAAUAAAGAAAAAUUCUAGAAAACGAGCAUGGGCGAUUUUCUCUAUGUUCAACCCUCGGAACUGAAGUUCCCAUAUGAAUUGAGAAAGCAGAGUUCAUGUUCAGUGCAGUUGAUUAAUAAGACUGAUCAGUACAUUGCUUUCAAGGUCAAAACAACCAGCCCAAAGAGGUACUGUGUUCGACCAAAUGCUGGUGUUGUCUUGCCCAAUUCUGUAUGCAAUGUCACCGUAGUUAUAAUGCAAGCACACAAAGAGGCGCCCGCUGAUAUGCAGUGCAAGGACAAGUUUCUAAUCCAGAGUGUUGUUGCUCCCAGUGGCACAACAAACAAGGAUAUAACAGCGGAAAUGUUUAACAGGAAGGAGGACAAGAUUGUCAAUGAGGUUAAAUUGAGGGUUGUCUACAUUCCCGCUAAUCCGCCCUCCCCUGUACCAGAAGGAGAUGAAGAAGGUUCUCCUAGAACAUCUUCAGUUGAGGAUGAUAAUAGAACGACUUCGUUACCUGAGGCUGUAACAAGAUUGUUGGACAAAUCCAAUGGGAAAUCAUCAUCAUCCGAGGCAAAGUCUAAGAUCUCAAAGAUAACCGAGGAGAAAGCUUCUGCUAUUCAACAAAAUAAGAAGCUCCAGGAGGAAUUGGAACUGCUGAAGAGACAAACAGGUAAAACCCGAGCUGGUGGCAGUGCCUCCAUGUUUGUAGUGCUGGUUAGUCUAUUCCUAGGUAUUCUGGUUGGUUACUUCAUCUACAGGGCUUAAAGACUGGAUUAAGCAAAGCUGUAAUUCUUUGUUAAAUCAUCGUACACGUGGAUGAUGUUUUGACUCUUUCGUUAGUUUUUUCUCCGUGGAAUUUGAGAUGUUUUCUUUUUACUAAUAAAUUUAGGUCCUUCAUGUAUUACUGAAUUUCAGACUGACUUGUUUGGAACAAUUACUUAUUUUCCUUGUUAGAUCAAA